Drosophila eugracilis is the source of this 3926-nucleotide messenger RNA. RefSeq lists its product as uncharacterized. The transcript is spliced from 14 exons. Bases 95 to 3712 code for a protein of 1205 amino acids. The record is from RefSeq and is a predicted model, not a curated record. NCBI's taxonomy places the organism in Eukaryota, Metazoa, Arthropoda, Insecta, Diptera, Drosophilidae.
CAUCAGAGUGGGAACACUAUUUUUUUUAGCUGUCGCUUUCGGUGAUUCCUUGGAUGUGUGCCUGCAGGAUCUUGGCUGCCUGCGAGGCAUCCUUAUGCCAGGAUAUCAAAGUGAAGAGUUUGAAGCCUUUAUGGGCAUACCAUUUGCCCAGCCGCCAGUUGGACCGCUUCGUCUUAAGAAUCCUGUGCCAGCUAAUAGCUGGGAGGGAGUACUUGAUGCUGGAGCGGCAAAGGACAGCUGCUUGCAAAGAAACUACUUUACAAAGGACUGGGAUUUUAUGGGUGUGGAGGAUUGUCUCUACCUGAAUGUCUACAGACCCAAGCAAAAAGACGAAAAUCUCUUGCCUGUGAUGUUUUAUAUACACUCGGGCGGUUUCUUUAGUGGCUCCGCCCAUCCGGUGGCUAGUGGUCCGGAGUUUUUGAUGGAUACCGGCAAGGUAGUCAUGGUGACAGUUAGCUAUCGACUUGGACCACUUGGCUUCCUUAGCACAGGCGAUGAGAACAUGCCAGGAAAUUUCGGAUUCAAAGACCAGCGGUUAGCUAUGCAGUGGGUUCAAAAGCAUAUAGCUAAGUUUGGAGGAGAUCCUCAGAUGGUCACGAUCCUCGGACACAGUGCAGGAGGCAUAUCCGCUCACAUGCACAUGCUGAGUCCUAAUUCCAAGGGACUAUUCCAAAGAGCCAUGUCUUUGACUGGUACCAUGUUUGUUCCAGCCAUGUCUAUCUUAAAAGAUCCCUUAAGCCAGGCAAGGCAUCUGGCCAAAGAGGUAGGUAUCGAUCAAGCAGAGACUCUAAGCAGUCAGGAUCUCGCCGAAGCCAUUCGGAAUGCAUGUCCGAAGAAGCUUCUCCUUAGUGUGGACAGCUUAAAAGCUUGGGAUAAUAUGCCGUUAAUCAGUACUUUGCCUGUAUUGGAAUCGCCAUCUCCUGAUGCCUUCAUGGUCGAAGAUCCGCUAAAAGCCCAUUUGGCUGGUCGUAUCAACCAGGUGCCUUGGGUAGUUGGCAUAAAUUCUCGAGCUGGAGAGGGAGCCCUGAGCUUACUGCGACCCUUCUCAAAUCCACAGCGUAUGGCGGACUUUAAUAAAAAGUUCCUAGAACAUAUGUCUUUGAUGCUUAAUCUUCCCGAGGGAACUUCUCCACAAAUGGUUAAAGAAAUAUUGGAUGCAUAUGAGUUCCAGGGAGAGAGCCUUAACAAUGAUACCAUAUUGACUUUGGCUGAAAUUUGUGGUGAUUUUAACUUUUAUUUUCCCAUUUAUGAAACCAUUUCAUCCUAUGCAAAUUAUGCCAAUCUUGAAGAGAAUCCUCUAUUCAUCUAUAUCUUUGAGUUUUCUGGCAUGCACUCGAUGUCAUUAGUUUUCAGUGGUUCGACAGAGGAUUUCGGUGUGGGAGCGGCUCAUAUGGAUGAUGGAAUACAUACUAUAAGAUUGCCGGUUCUCUUCGGUGAUUAUCCCAAGGAUUCCGAAGAUGCCAAGGUUGUUCAAAGGAUGACUUCUCUGGUAACGGACUUUGUUAAAACGGGGAUAUUCAAUGAAGGAUCUACUUGUAAAGCUGCCGAUUUCAAAGACCUUGGAAUGUGCAGCUACUUACAUUUUGGUGGCACCACUGACAAAUACCAGGAAAAAGUUCAGCGAAGUUUGAAACUUACAGCCUUUCCCAUAUGGAAGAAGUUGUUUAUUUGGAGCACGAUAAGUGAGAGUGAAAAUCGUGACGUUUUAUGGGAGGAUGAAAACGAAAGUAAGGGGAGCAAAGAUCCCAGGUUUGAAGUGGCGUGGAAUACAAGUCAGUCGGGACAGCGCAAAGUUUUCUUCACGAUUAAAGUAAACGCGCCCUCUCGAAACUCGUCAGAUCGAUUUGGGCCUCUGUCGCGGAAGGUUCUACGCGAGACAGUUUUCUACCUACCUCCAGUAACUGCACUCUGUUUUCAGUCACUUUGUGGACCGCCAGCGAUGAUUCAACUACGGACGCUACUGCUGCUGCUGCUGCUGCCUUUUGGCCAGCUCUUUGCUGGCCCUAAACCCUUAAACGCGGCCUUGGCCACUGGGCUGCCAUCGAUGGACCAGCUUACCGUCUGCCCGCCCAGCGUGGGUUGCCUGAAGGGCACCUAUCGCCAGGGCUAUCAGUCUGAGAGGUUCGAAGCCUUCAUGGGCAUACCCUACGCCCUGCCGCCUGUCGGAGAUCUUAGAUUCAAAAAUCCAAAGGUUAUGCCCAAGUUGCUCGGGGUGUACGAUGCCAGUCAGCCUAAGAUGGACUGCAUUCAGAAAAACUAUCUGUUACCUUCCCCCAUAAUCUACGGCGUGGAAGAUUGCCUCUACUUAAAUGUCUACAGGCCAGAGGUAAGAAAAUCCAUACUACCCGUAAUGGUCUACAUCCAUGGGGGUGGAUUCUUUGGAGGAUCUGCUGGACCAGGACUGACAGGACCUGAGUACUUUAUGGACACGGGCGAAGUAAUCCUGGUGACAAUGGCAUAUCGGCUAGGGCCCUUUGGAUUCCUAUCCACCCAAGAUGCUCUGAUGCCGGGAAAUUUUGGGCUGAAGGAUCAAAAUUUGGCUCUGCGUUGGGUGCAGCGCAACAUUGGUUAUUUUGGUGGUGAUCCCCAGAGUGUGACUAUUUUUGGCCAGAGUGCCGGAGGUGUGGCUGCCCACAUGCACCUUCUAAGUCCCAGAUCCCAAGGACUCUUUCAUCGAGUGAUUAGCAUGAGCGGCACGGCCAAUGUGCCAUUCGCCAUUGCAGAGGAACCACUGGAGCAAGCACGUCUCCUGGCUGAGUUUGCACAGAUUCCAGAUGCCCAAACCUUGAGUACAGUAAAAUUAGCAAAAGCCCUGCGCAGGGUAGACGCUAUCAAACUCUUGAAUGCCGGCGAUGGUCUCAAAUUCUGGGAUGUGGAUCACAUGACAAAUUUCCGACCUGUGAUUGAAAAGGGACUUGAGGGCAAAGCUUUUUUGAGCAAGCAUCCCAAGGAUAUUCUGGCCGAUGGAGAACGAGCAUCUAUUCCCCUGCUUUUGGGCACAGUUCCAGGUGAGGGAGCUGUGAGGGUAGUCAACAUCCUGGGCAACGAGACGCUGCGCCAAAGCUUCAAUUCCCGUUUCGACGAACUGUUGCAGGAGCUAAUGGAGUUUCCACCCAGCUUUAGUCAGGAGAGGCUUAAAAAGAGCAUGGAAUUCUUGGUAGGAGAAUACUUCCACGGUCAGCAUGAAGUCAAUGAAGAAACUGUACAAGGAUUUAUGGAUUUAAUUUCAGAUAGGGGUUUCAAGCAACCCCUAUACCAUACAAUUCGGAAGGAUGUUUGCCACACCCCGAAUCCUGUUUACUUAUACAGUUUUAACUAUCGGGGACCCCUGAGCUAUGCUUCUGUGUAUACUUCCGCCGAUGUUAUUGGCAAAUACGGAGUGGUUCACUGUGAUGAUCUUCUCUAUCUGUUCCGUAGUCCACUGAUUUUUCCUGAUUUUGAGCGAAACUCCACGGAAGCGAAGGUAAUCAAGUCCUUUGUAGAUUACUUCGUGCAUUUUGCAAAAUAUGGAAAACCGAGGAAUGCCGAGUCACUGAACCCCUGUUCCAUUGAGGUGCUCCAGUCACGUCCCAACGGUAUAUGCGAUUACCAGGAAUUUGCAAAUGCGCCAGAUCCCUCUAAGGGUUUCGAAAUAGGCGUGGCCAGCAAGUUCCAAACAAGCAGAGUAAAAAUCUGGUCGCUUAUACUCAAUGAAAACUCGAAUGAGUCCUAGCUCUAAUUCAUAAAUAAAGUAAUAUAAAAAUGUUUGGUACUGAAAAUGCAUAGAAUAUAAGAUGACACCAUUCUGUUAUAAGGAAGUUUUUAUUUAUUCUAGUAUAAUUUGGGAAAAAGUUUAAAAGAAUUCUCGCAGAUUGUAUUCUAAUUAUGUUUGAUUUUCCCAAUUAUAUAUCAAAAUGAUAAAGAAAUUUACAUAAACUUACUUAAAA